CUCUAUAAACCAGACCGCUGAUAAACUCUCACUAAAGACAGCACCACUCAAAGGAUAUUUCUCUCUUUUUUGGGGUUUUACAAUGUGCAGAGGACUCGCAGCACUGCCAAACACCUGCCUGGAAAGGGCUAAAGGAUUAAAAGCACGCGUGAGCAGCUUUCUGGACUGGAGACUGCUGUGCUACGCCUACAAACUGAGGAAACCAAGCCUGACCUUUGAGGAAUGUCUGAGGUGGAAAGAGUCGUUUGAAAAGCUCCUGUCCAGCAAACAUGGACUCUAUGCCUUCCGAGCUUUUCUGGUGUCUGAAUUCAGCGAGGAGAACAUCGCCUUCUACCUGGCCUGUGAGAACUACAGGCGCACCAAGUCUCCAGCCAAGCUCCGCUCCAAAGCCCAGAGGAUUUACAACGAGUUCAUCGGGAGUGAAGCGCCGAGAGAGGUUAACAUUGACCACGAGACUCGAGACAUCACACAAGCUAACGUGAAGUGUCCCACAGCAAGCUGCUUCGACUCGGCGCAGUACCGCAUCUACAUCCUGAUGGAGAAAGACUGCUACCCACGAUUCCUCCGCUCAUCAGCAUACCGGGACCUGCUCAGCCAGUUAGCCAAGAAGAACGCUAAAGCUGCCACCAAAAAAGCCUGAAGGACCUUCAAUCUCCAGGACCGGAAAGGAGCCUAAAAGAAGGGGAGAGCUGAAGUUAUGGAAGGGCGUGUCCGUCUGAUGAAGGAAGAAGGUCCAGGCAGCGAGUUGGGAUCAGUAUCGAUCCACCAACAGCACAGGAGGCCUGGAAUUGAUGAAGGACACGGCAGAGUUCAAGGUUAUGAAGAGAACCAUGAGAGAAAGAGAGAGCUGGGAGAAGAUUAUACCACACAGAUCUAACACACACAAUUGUGCCCCACUGAUGGAAUCAAGUGGAUUUGAAUAACCUGGGAUUACUGAGGAGAUUAAAGAGUUUUAGAGAGAGGACUGUGAAGCACCUACACUAAGUUAGAAAAAUAUAUAGAAAAAAUGACAGAAAAAGACAAUCUGGUGGAAACACACCAAACUUACCAACUUAAAUAUGAACAUAGACUUUUUUAUUAUUAUUAAAACUGUAUUUUAAAAAAAAAAACCUUAAUUUUCAUUUAUUUAUUAAUUAAUUUAUUUAUUUCCUUUUUUUUCUUUUUUUCCCACUUGCAAUCUGCUGUUACACUGCUGUAUCGUCUGUGAGAGGAUGCGUGCAAUGAUAUAUGUAUUUUUUUUUUUUUUUUUCAACUUUCUGUACUCUGUCAAACAAAUAUUAUGUAAAUAAAUCUUUGGUUCAGA
Messenger RNA from Astyanax mexicanus (Mexican tetra), 1303 nucleotides. RefSeq names its product regulator of G protein signaling 16 (gene rgs16). Bases 83 to 640 code for a protein of 185 amino acids. Lineage: Eukaryota; Metazoa; Chordata; Actinopteri; Characiformes; Acestrorhamphidae. The transcript has 5 exons. The record is from RefSeq and is a predicted model, not a curated record.